AGGUCUUCUCUCUGCCUACUGGGGAGCAGGUUAAACUUGAAGCUUCAUCUGUUUGCUUUUGCACUGUGCACCCUGAUGAACCUCAACAUAAAAUCUUGACCUUGGUCAGUCCCCAGGACACAAAGACAGUUGUGGCUGUUUACAUAAAGGAGUCCUGGUGGGCCACCGAAGACGUGCUGAGGACCUCUGACCCUGCAAGAGAAGGUCUAAUGAAGGUUCAGUCAUUUGGGGAAAGGAUUGUGCUAUUCGUCCUCAACGUCGUUAUUUUUGGAAGAUUGGAGAGAAGUUUGGAUGACGACAUGUUUUUUCUACCUCACUCUGUGAGGGAGCAGGCUAAGAUUCUAUGGCGGGACGGAGCAGCGGUGGGAUUUUACACAACCAAAGCAAAAGGCAGCCUGUGCGGGGAUGGCACAGGCAUGUGCUACCUGCUGCCUGUCUUCGACACCGUGUAUGUCCGGAGGAGACACCGUCGCCAAGGCCUGGGCGUGGCCAUGCUUCAGGACUUCUGUGAGACGUUCCGAGAUGACGAGGCCCUGGGGGUCAGUUGGCCAAUUUCUUCUGCCAUGUACCAAGCUGUCCCAGGAAGUUCCAAGGAGGACAUGAGCAGUCACGGGCGGACUUGUCAAGAUGCUGUACCCAGACCGUCCAAUAACGGAGAAGGCAACAAGGUACAAUGA
This is a messenger RNA of Miniopterus natalensis, 677 nucleotides long. The record is from RefSeq and is a predicted model, not a curated record. Lineage: Eukaryota; Metazoa; Chordata; Mammalia; Chiroptera; Miniopteridae.